AACAGAAAUCAGAGAUAUGGCCAUACAUUAAUAUUUCUACAAUCAUUGUUCAUUUAUUUGGGCAUAUUGGUUGUAUAAAAUUACACUGUGACUUGGGAAAUUAUGUGUUACAUAUAUGAAAGUGUAAUUGUGGCAGCAGGUGCAUGUGUUACAAUAAUAUUUGGAAAUAUGCAAAUUAAUGAAUUUUACACUUACAUACUUUCUGACACUUUACUCAAAGUACCGCAGAUAUGUUGUAAAUACUGUAUGUGCAGUACAGAUAACUUUUUAUAUUAGUGAAAACCAUUAACAUGCAUAUUGUGUUUUUCAUGUAUAGCCAUAUGUAAAAUAUUUCUUUGGAAAAUGUUGCAACAAAUAUAUUUAUGCAAAAACGAAGCCAACUGUGUUCCAAACGUCAUAAAUAAUGCCUUAGGUGGCACUUCGAAAGAAGAACAAUUGAAAAAUAAAAUAAAAUAAAAAUAACGUUGAGCUCUCAGAGUGGAUGGUGAAGUAUUUGACAGCAAUUGGUCAUAGGGGUGAUAAGUCUGAAUGUCAGUGUCCUCUUUUCUCCAUGAUAUUAUCUCUGCAUGAGGAAAGGGAUGUGUGCGUGAGAACUGUCAAUUGCGUGACUGGUUUGCAGCCCUGGUUUCUACAAACUCAUCUUGUGACCACAUCUGUAUAAUUUCUUCAUGAGGAAUCAGUAUUUAAAGGUCUUCCUGUUAUUUCUUGGAUCAGUAUCACUUGAGCAGCCAACAAUGAUAAACGGGACGCUUUACAGCAUCUGCUUAAUCACAGCGAUGAGGAAUGAUUAUAAAAGGUUGGAAAACACAAUAAAAGUGAUUUCUCAGAUCUUCUACAUUCUGACGUUUCUCGUCGGAGUUCCAGGAAAUGUCUUUGUUGUGUACAUCGCUGGAAUGAAGAUGAAGAGGACCGUUAAUACGAUAUGGUUCCUUAAUCUAGCGAUUGCAGACCUCAUGUGCUGUCUUUCUACACUGUUCUAUAUGAUACGGUACUCUAUUGAUCACUGUCCAUUUGGAUUUGUCAUGUGCGAUAUUUUUCCAUUUGUUAUGUAUGUCACCAUGUUUGCGAGUGUCUUCAUCUUGAGUUUGAUUAGUCUGGAUCGGUUUACACAGGUGAUCACUCCAGUUUGGGCUAAAAAUCAUCGCAGUCUGUUGCUUGCACGACUGUCCUGUGCAGCGGCCUGGAUCCUGUCUAUAGCUCUUAAUAUGCUCUCUAUGAUAUUAAGAGUAAACUUUGAAUAUGUUAACGACACAUACUGCGAAUAUUAUGCUUACAUUGAAACAUAUAGAAUGUUGACUAUCAUCAUCUUUGUGUUUGGUUUUUUGAUUCCUCUCAUAUGCAUCGUCACAUGUUAUGGAUUCAUCGCACGAAAGUUAGGCAGGAGUCGUUUUCACUCUGGACGAGCGUUUCGCAUCAUGUCGGCUGUUAUUGUGGCAUUUUUUCUGUGUUGGCUGCCGUUCCACAUUGUGUUUUUGAUCUGGAAGUUUGGUGUGAAUGAAAGUGUCCAGGUGGCCGUUAGACUUGCCCCAUUGGUCAUCUCUUUGGCGUUUUUCAACAGCUGUCUGAAUCCAGUUCUGUAUUUUUUCAUAGGGCAGGAUAUUAAGGAGAAGUUUAAACUUUCAUUAAAGUUAAAACAUGUUUUUGAAAGAGCUUUCUCUGAGGAGGAGAUACAAAUACCACAAUCCACCGAGACACAAAUAAAUACAAUCAUUUGUAAUGUGGAGAAUAUAGAGAAGAAAUAA
Xyrauchen texanus (razorback sucker) is the source of this 1742-nucleotide messenger RNA. RefSeq names its product C3a anaphylatoxin chemotactic receptor-like. Gene Ontology annotation, biological process: positive regulation of cytosolic calcium ion concentration; complement receptor mediated signaling pathway; phospholipase C-activating G protein-coupled receptor signaling pathway. Bases 669 to 1742 code for a protein of 357 amino acids. The record is from RefSeq and is a predicted model, not a curated record. The transcript is spliced from 3 exons. Gene Ontology annotation, cellular component: plasma membrane. Gene Ontology annotation, molecular function: G protein-coupled receptor activity; complement component C5a receptor activity. NCBI's taxonomy places the organism in Eukaryota, Metazoa, Chordata, Actinopteri, Cypriniformes, Catostomidae.